AUGUGUACCACCAGUGAAGAGCUUGAGCUGAUUCAGAAUACUGUGGUAAUACUGGAACCUUUCAAGGAACUAACAAAAGAGAUGUCAGCAGAGAAAUUCGUUUCACUUUCGAAGGUCAUACCAAUUGUAAGAGGAAUGCAAGCCUAUAUGAAUGCAAGCAACGGCAGUGAGGCUCAACAGAGGUACUCAUCUAAUCCUCUAGGCAUUGAACUAAAGCAACAGAUGUCAAAGAGAUUCCCUUGCCUUGAAAGUGCUCUCUGCCUUGGAGCUGCCACUCUUUUAGACCCGCGCUUCAAAAAGAUACCUUUUGCAGAUAAAAGUCUUGCCAGACAUACAGAAGAUCGUCUGAUAAACCUCAUGCAAACCAAGGCAUCAGAUGAGGCUCCAAGUACAACAACAGCGGUACUUCCAGCAGCCCAGCAGGUUCUCGCUCAAAAGUCAUGUAAAACACCCUACUGGAACACCUUUGAUACAGAGUCGGAAAAAAUUGUACAGACAACCUCUCAGCUAUCAACAGGACCUCGCAUCGAGCUGAAGAGGUAUUUCGAAGAGAACCAUAUUUCUAGGGAUGGAGACCCGCUGGCAUGGUGGAAAGAACAUGAUAUGUAUUUCCCCAAACUUAGUGACCUGGCUAAAAGAUUCCUUUGCACAUCAGCGUCAUCUGUUCCAUCAGAGAGACUAUUUUCCAAAGCAGGAGAACUCAUCUCACACAGGCGAAGCAACAUCAAAGAUACAAACCUAGCGCGGGAAGCUCCUACCGUGUAG
Messenger RNA from Portunus trituberculatus (swimming crab), 765 nucleotides. RefSeq names its product E3 SUMO-protein ligase ZBED1-like. The record is from RefSeq and is a predicted model, not a curated record. The transcript is spliced from 2 exons. Gene Ontology annotation, molecular function: protein dimerization activity. Lineage: Eukaryota; Metazoa; Arthropoda; Malacostraca; Decapoda; Portunidae. Bases 1 to 765 code for a protein of 254 amino acids.